Thamnophis elegans (Western terrestrial garter snake) is the source of this 1424-nucleotide messenger RNA. Its product is annotated as 40S ribosomal protein S10-like. The record is from RefSeq and is a predicted model, not a curated record. Gene Ontology annotation, cellular component: cytosolic small ribosomal subunit. NCBI's taxonomy places the organism in Eukaryota, Metazoa, Chordata, Lepidosauria, Squamata, Natricidae. Gene Ontology annotation, molecular function: RNA binding; structural constituent of ribosome.
ACUUAUGAAGUUGACAGUCCCAUGAAAUUGGUCAGUCCCUUGUAUGUAGCCUUUAAAAGACUAAUAAGCCUUAGGUUGUGUGAAAUAAGGUAGUGGACUUCUGUUAUUAGACUGUUCAUUUCCCAAAGUAUAGUAACAUAAAAAAAAUUGUAUAGAUAUAGAGGACAAUGUAGUUUUUAAAGUGUAUAUUUCAAUACACAUUCUGCCUUCAAAGUUCCAAGUCAUAUCCAUUUUAGAGAAAUACUCACAUAAUUAUAGUAAAUCAUUUACCCAAAGGCAGGAUAUAUGUUUCCAUUAAUCCAAAUACCCAUAAAAUCCAAACUUACAUCAAGUGCAUUAAUUUACUUCAUUAUAAAGAUGACAUAUAUUUAAUAGUGUCAACAAAACCAAAAUGAAUUAUUUUGCAUUCUGUAAAAGCAUUAUCAUAAUCACACUUUCAUAUUUUUCAAUAUAAAAACAGCUGACAAAAAUGUGUUUUGAGCAUUAAGUACAGCUUAACAAAAUGCCAUACUUAACAACCUUUAAAUGGAAAAAUCAUGUCAUUUCUAAUAAAUACCUGAUGUAGAAAUAUAUUGGAUUAAAAAAAUAUACAGUAGAUUGGAAAAAUUGAAGCUUUUGCAGUCCUCUCUAAAGCAGCAGUACGCAACCUUUACAGCUUGGCAGCCUGGCAGGGCAGGGGGGAACCAGCCUAGGCAAAUCGUGGGCAGGCACAUGCAUGCACAUGCACACCAAACCACUGCUUGGGCAAUUUGAACUAUGUGCCAGCGUGCCACUCACACAAUUCAAAUGUGUGCGUAUCUGUCUGCCACUCAUACAAGUUGAGCUGUGCAUGUGUGCCAGCCUGCCACUGCGCCAGCCUGCUGCUCGCACAAGUCAAAAUGUACGUGUGUGCUUUUCCCGCUUUGGUCCUGACAGUGCUGCUACGAUGUUGAUGCCUAAGAAAAAUCAUAUUGAUCUUUUUAAGGAGGGUGUGAUGGUGGCCAAGAAAGAUGUCUACAUGCCUGAGCAUCUAGAACUAGUGGACAAAAAUGUGCCCAACCUCCAUGUCAUGAAAGCAAUGCAGUCCUUGAAAUUUCGUGGCUACGUGAAGGAUUGGUUUUUGACCAAUGACGGCAUUCAGUACCCGGAUUAUCUCCAUCGACCACCUGAAUUGUGGCCUGCCACUUUGCGUUGCAGCCGUCCUGAAACAGGCAGACCGAGGCUCAAAGGUUUAGAAGGUCUUACACGAGGAGAAGCUGAUAGGGAUACCUAUAGAAGAAAUGCAGCUCCUCCUGGUGCAGAGAAAAAGGCAGAAGCUGGUGCUGGGUCAGCUACUGAAUUUCAAUUUAGAAGUGGAUUUGGACUGCGUGGUCAACCCCCUCAGUAGACAACUGCUGCUGUUAUUGCAUCUGUGUAUAAUAAAAAGGUUAAAAAAUUGCACGUGU